GACUCACCAUUCCUUAAACGUGACUUUUUCUCUAGUUUUCAGUGUUGACAUUUGGUUUGUUUGAAUUUUACUGAACCAGCUCUGGACUGUACAGAAAGGAUUUUAAAAGUUUGAAAUUAUUUUCCAUUUCAUACUCAUGACUUGGAACAUGGAUCCCACUGUGGAGUAUAGAGAUACCUAUGAUUAUGAUUAUGGUGACAACGAAACUAUGUGUGACUACUCUGAGUGGGAGCCGUCCUACUCCCUCAUCCCUGUCCUCUACAUGCUCAUCUUCAUCCUGGGCCUGUCUGGGAAUGGAGUGGUAAUCUUCACCGUCUGGAGGUCCAAGUCCAAGCGCCGAGCAGCAGAUGUCUACAUAGGCAACCUGGCCCUGGCUGACCUCACUUUUGUGAUCACUCUGCCCCUCUGGGCGGUGUACACAGCACUGGGCUACCACUGGCCCUUUGGUGUGGCCCUGUGUAAGAUCAGCAGCUACGUGGUGCUGGUCAACAUGUACGCCAGUGUCUUCUGCCUCACCUGCCUGAGCUUUGACCGUUACCUGGCUAUCGUCCACUCUCUGUCCAGCAGCCGGCUGCGGUCGCGGGGCACAAUGCUGGCCUCCCUAGGGGCCAUCUGGCUCCUCUCAGGCCUGCUGGCUGUGCCCACUUUGCUGUUCCGCACCACCGUGGACGACAUCAACAGCAAUCGCACCACCUGUGCCAUGGACUUCAGCCUGGUCACCCUAAACGAGAGGCAUGAGUCCCUGUGGAUCGCAGGACUCAGCCUGUCGUCCUCUGCCCUGGGCUUCCUCCUGCCUUUCCUGGCCAUGACCAUCUUCUACUGCUUUAUCGGCUGCACCGUCACGCGUCACUUUAACAACCUGCGCAAGGAGGACCAGAAGAAGCGUCGUCUGCUGAAGAUCAUCACCACCCUGGUGGUUGUAUUUGCCAUCUGCUGGACCCCAUUCCACUUGCUGAAGAGCAUGGACGCACUCUCGUACCUGAACCUGUCUCCCAGCUCCUGUGGGUUUGAGCGCUUCCUCCUGGUGGCCCAUCCUUAUGCUACCUGCCUGGCUUACGUUAACAGCUGCCUCAACCCCUUCCUGUACGCCUUCUUCGACCUGCGCUUCCGCUCCCAGUGCCUGUGCCUGCUCAACCUGAAGAAGGCCAUGCAUGGACAGAUGAGCUCCAUGUCCUCCACGCUCAGCGCCCAGACACAGAAGUCAGAGAUACAGUCUCUGGCCACCAAAGUGUAAAGAGAGGGCAGGGAUAGGUGGAGUGGGACUGCUGGCUGGUUCCCUGCUGCCACCACAGGAACAAUGACUGGUAAACACACAGUUUUUUGGUGUCCGUUAUUCAAAUGCUUUUAAGGCGUAACAGACAAUGAACCAUAUCAGAUGAAUGGACUUUGUUUUCCGGAACAUGGGUUUGCAUAUACAGUAUGUUUUAAUUCUUGCGUAUAUGUACAUUUCUCACCCAUUUUCAACCCAACGGGUGCAUCAGUGGGUAGGGGAGAAGCCCAGGGAGUCCUCAGCCCAGUGGUUCCCUCUAACCCCUGGACUGGACUCUGAAGCUGGCGAGAGUUGGCUGAGCUCCAUAUAGCUGCUUUUUUCCCCACAACGUAUCAGAAAGGUAAAUAUACUUUUCAGACGGACUCUAUUUUUCCUCUUCUCCCUUUCAACUGUUAUUCUUUACUGUAUGAGGGACCAGAACCCUGAACAAAAAGACAGACGGUCAUAGAGGGUUUAUUUCUGUUGUUGUUAUGUAUAUCACAUGCAAACCUGUUUACACUGGGUAAAUCACAAAUGUACAGUAUUUUCAUACUUUUGCUGUUUCAGAUGUGUUGAUAUUUUGUUUUAUUACAAGCACUUGUUAAAUGAAUGACAUGUAAAAUAGGGGGAAAUGUGUUUGCAAAGAGACCAUAUCUUCUUCAGGUUGUUGUUUGUGAAGGUAGGAGACUGGGCAGAGGAGGGGGGUUGUAAGAGGAGGAAAGGUGUUGCAGCUUAAUUACAGAGUUUGAGGAGGAGACAGGGGCAGACAGGCAGAUGGCAGCUGACAAAUGUUGUCAGGGAAGUGGGUGGGGGCUUUACAGUGCCCUCUGGUGCCGGGGAGGAAAGGGAACUUUAUGAAUUUUUUAUUGUAUUGCAUAUAUGUUUUUGACAUCUGUGUAACUAACUACUGUAUUAAAGAAAUAUGAUCUAUGAAA
Salvelinus namaycush (lake trout) is the source of this 2184-nucleotide messenger RNA. RefSeq names its product apelin receptor A-like. NCBI's taxonomy places the organism in Eukaryota, Metazoa, Chordata, Actinopteri, Salmoniformes, Salmonidae. The record is from RefSeq and is a predicted model, not a curated record. Bases 137 to 1234 code for a protein of 365 amino acids. The transcript has a single exon. Gene Ontology annotation, biological process: immune response; G protein-coupled receptor signaling pathway. Gene Ontology annotation, cellular component: membrane. Gene Ontology annotation, molecular function: G protein-coupled receptor activity.